CGUCACAUCUCAGCCGGCCGGGUCUCUCCGGUGUUCCUGUCUCCAGUGCCGGGUGUGUGUGUGUGUGAGGGAGACUGAGGGUGAGUGUGGAGGGUGAAUUUAUCGUUAAAACAGCAGAAAUGAGUCCUGCUCUCUGACUGGCCCACACACACUGAGCACCACCACCACCACCGCCUCUGGAUUUACCUUAUCCCUGACUGACUGACUGACUGACUGAGCACACUGUGGAGAUUGACGUUGUGGCAGAAAGGAUGUGUGACAUGGGAUCCGUCAAUAUUGCCAUGGAGGACAGCCUGUGCAAUGGGGGGAUGCAGACACAGCCCCAGGAGGCCCCUUUACUGACCCAUCUGAAGAAGGUGGAAAACCACAUCACUGAAGCACAGCGAUUCUCUCACCUCCCUAAACGCUCCGCAGUAGAUCUGGAGUUCUCUGACCUUUCCUACACUAUCAGUGAGGGACCGUGCUGGAAAAAACAAGGUUACAAGGCCCUACUCAAGUGUCUCUCUGGGAAGUUCUGUAGCCGGGAGCUUAUUGGAAUCAUGGGACCCUCAGGGGCAGGCAAGUCCACCCUGAUGAACAUCCUGGCGGGCUACAGGAAAACAGGAAUGACGGGGCAGAUCUUGGUCAACGGCAAGUCCAGAGAUCUGCGUACCUUUCGCAAAAUGUCAUGUUACAUCAUGCAAGAAGACAAGCUGCUACCCCACCUCACAGCUCAGGAGGCCAUGAUGGUUUCUGCCAACUUGAAGCUCAAUGAAAGUACUGAGGUGAAAAAAGAACUGGUGAAGGAAAUUCUUACAGCUCUGGGGCUCCAUGCCUGCGCCCAUACUCGCACAGUCUCUCUUUCUGGUGGGCAGUGCAAAAGAUUGGCAAUCGCCCUCGAGCUGGUGAACAACCCUCCAGUCAUGUUCUUUGAUGAGCCCACCAGUGGUCUGGACAGUGCCUCAAGUUACCAGGUGGUCUCAUUAAUGAAGUCUCUGGCACAAGGUGGACGCACCAUCAUCUGCACUAUUCACCAGCCCAGUGCCAAACUGUUCGAGAUGUUUGAUAAACUGUAUAUCCUGAGCCAGGGGCAGUGUAUAUACAAAGGGACUGUUCCAUACCUCAUCCCGUAUCUGAGAAACCUCGGGCUGCAUUGUCCAACUUACCACAACCCUGCAGAUUUCAUAAUCGAGGUGGCUUCAGGAGAGUUCGGGGAUUUAAACCCUGUUUUGUUUGAAGCUGUCCGAGGUGGAAUGUGUGUUCUGGAGGAGAAGAAGAACUGUUGUGAAAAAAAGGACACAUCAAAUCCUUGCCCAGCAAAAUGUGCUAAUGACUCUGGGCAUGUUGAGAGUCAUACAUUUGCAACAAGCAGUAUGACUCAGUUCUGCAUCCUCUUCAAAAGAACAUUCAUAACAAUUUGCAGAGAUCAAGUAUUGACGCACAUGCGGCUAAUGUCCCACAUCUUAAUUGGGGUGUUAAUAGGCCUGCUUUACCUCAACAUUGGCAAUGAUGCCAGUAAAGUGUUCAACAACACUGGAUUCCUCUUCUUCUCCAUGCUCUUCCUUAUGUUUGGAGCCCUGAUGCCCACAGUGCUCACAUUUCCUCUGGAGAUGGCUGUGUUUCUAAGGGAACAUUUGAACUACUGGUACAGUCUGAAAGCCUACUAUCUGGCCAAGACAAUGGCUGACAUUCCGUUCCAGGUCAUCUGUCCUGUUAUGUACUGUAGUAUCGUGUACUGGAUGACUGAGCAGCCUCCGGAGGCGAGUCGCUACCUACUCUUCUUGGCUUUGUCCAUCUGCACUGCCCUGGUAGCACAGUCUCUGGGACUUCUCGUUGGUGCUGCAUCCACCUCUCUUCAGGUGGCCACAUUUGUAGGUCCUGUCACAGCCAUUCCUGUCCUCUUGUUCUCUGGCUUCUUUGUCAACUUUGACACCAUUCCAAAGUACCUUCAGUGGAGUUCUUACGUCUCUUACGUUAGGUAUGGCUUUGAAGGGGUCAUUCUAUCUAUUUAUGGAAUGAAUCGCACAGAGCUGGACUGCCCAGGAAAAGUCUGCAAGUUUCAAAAGCCAGAGGAAGUUUUGCAGCUGCUGGAUGUAGAGGAUGCCAAGCUCUACAUGGACUUCAUCAUACUGGCCAUCUUCUUCAUCAUCCUUAGACUGGCUACAUACCUGGUGCUGCGCUACAAAGUCAAGAUUGAACGAUAAUAUUAAUUCCAGUCGUUCCUCUCUUCUGUGCCAACUCUCUGUAUGGUUUCCUUGUUCUAUGGUGUAUUUCCAAAGUGUACUGUAAGAUUAAGUGCCUACUCAGGAAAUUCACACUCAUUAUGGUAUACGUUAUAUAUAGCAGUGUGUUGCUUUCAUUGAGACACUACAGUAGUACUGCAAAGUAUUAUUGUUAUGACAGUAACAUGUCAUAGGACCUAAAAAGUAUUCCCGCCUUAAAGGGAACUUUUCUAGAUGUUUUUGAGGAUCAUGAGCAAGAUUCAUCUGAAGGUAUCACCUAAUGGUCAUUCAUAGUGGUCUACAUAUUUACUGCUCCUACAAAUAUGGCUGUUAAACAUAACUAAAGGAGGAUUAAAAAUGUAGAAAGACUGUGAAUGACCCGUACAGUGCCUAUGUUAUUAUAACAUAUCACAUUGCUAUAUCCAAGUUACCAGCCUUUGUCUUUCUUAAUCUUAGUUUCUUACAUUUAUUACUUAGAUUUAGGCCUUAACAUGAAAGUUGCCUACGUCGUAUGGUGCUCUGCUUUUAAAAUGUACUUUAAACCAAAGUAUGAUUUACAAACUUUUUUUAUCAAGUGUGUUUAUAUAUUAUACAAGGUUCAUAUUCAGUUCAACAUCUACUGUUUAAAUCAUGUGAAAAUGGGUUAAUAUAUUCCCAAUAAAAGGAUGAUAUUUAUCAGCAGUCACAGUCAUUGUUAUUAUUUAUGUUUUUAGAUUCAGUGUAAUAUCCCAGCUGCAUGGCUGAUUACUAAUACAGCAGUGUAAGAGGAAGAAUAUAAAGCAUGUUUUAAUCUUCUAUUGAUAGUGAAUUACCUUGUGAUUUCACCAAAAUCGCCAAAUUACGUACAGCUAUAGUCUAAUCUUUUGCUGUCUUUUUGGGACAUUUUUCAAACUAUUAUUUUCCAUGAGAUUAUAACACAGAUGAGCUGGAAGUUGCACACACAUGGUAUAUUAUGUGUAUUUUCAUUCAAAUAUGCAAUAAAAAACAUUUUUUUUUUAUCAAAAUCACCAAAUGUCGUAAGUCUAGUGUUUCCUUUUGGUUUAAUUUUGGACCAUUGGUGAAACUUUAUUUCUAUGAGAAUUUCUUGCCUGGGCAUGGUGUAUUGUAAGUAUUUUCAUUCAAAUAUGCAAUAAAACACUUUUUAUUGUUA
This is a messenger RNA of Astyanax mexicanus (Mexican tetra), 3351 nucleotides long. Its product is annotated as ATP-binding cassette sub-family G member 4. Gene Ontology annotation, cellular component: plasma membrane. Lineage: Eukaryota; Metazoa; Chordata; Actinopteri; Characiformes; Acestrorhamphidae. The record is from RefSeq and is a predicted model, not a curated record. Gene Ontology annotation, molecular function: ATP binding; ATP hydrolysis activity; ABC-type transporter activity. The coding region runs from base 252 to 2183 and encodes 643 amino acids. The transcript has 15 exons.